Talaromyces proteolyticus is the source of this 3823-nucleotide messenger RNA. RefSeq lists its product as uncharacterized. The record is from RefSeq and is a predicted model, not a curated record. The transcript is spliced from 2 exons. Bases 429 to 3353 code for a protein of 974 amino acids. Lineage: Eukaryota; Fungi; Ascomycota; Eurotiomycetes; Eurotiales; Trichocomaceae.
CCUCUGUUGGCGUGAGCUUCGUUCUCGACUGCUCUUAAUGCUCUUCCAACUUCCAAGCUCAGCCGGUCGUCGUUCAUUCUCCUUCUUCUCCUUCUUCUUCUUUCUCUUUGUUAUUAUCAGUAGUCUUUUAUUCGCUGCUCACUUACUCAUAUAUUUGAUGCCCGGCGCCAUUCGGUCAAUUAAAAUUGGAACCGCAAUGCUGGCGGCUUCCGUUCCAUGACAAUUGCGAUUGCGAGCUAGGAUUGCAUUGUGGGCGAGUAUCAUCACCAAGACUUGAUAUUAUUGCUAUCAAUUCCACCGUCCAAAAUUUCCAUCCGCUCGGCCCCGAGUACAUGUGACAGUGUAAACCCGAAUCCUUCGACCGAGACAGCUUGGGCAACCGUGAUGGGGAUGAGCUGAAAUAACGCCCGAGAGCGAAAACCGGCUUCAUGGAUGCGCCAUCUGCGCCCAAGUCUGCGAUACCUCGCCGGGGACCGCCUCUGGCUGCUAUCCGUACCGAUCUAGCUCAGCAGCAGGCGCCACAGCAGCAACAACAACAGUCACAGCCACAGAGAUUGCAAAAGCUCCCCGUGUUGCAAAAACAACGAUUGCAGCGUCUCCAGCCGGUCGAACCCCCUGUUAGCCCGGCCAAUAAAGCACCUCUUCAGAAUAGCGAAACCGCCAAGCGGAAACCCUCAAAGUCUAGUCUGAAGAGUCUUUUCAGUCGAAAUAAAGCUCUUCGCGACGGGAAAAGGACGGACAGCCCUCUUCCCCAGCUUGGCGAGAGACGAGAAUCAGAUGCACACUCUGCCUACGCUCCAGAUACUCCACGAUCACUUACCGCUACGGUGGAAUCCAGCCCAACGGUUGUUGCUCCUGCGUCAGAUGCUGCGACUCCCACCGACCUGAAUUCAGAGCAGAAAGAUACUGAGAAAAAGACUAAAUCAAAGCCCACUAAAAAAUCGACUUCCCCGUGGAUCCCGCCACCGUUAUUCCAAGCGUAUCCCCAGGCGCUGAGGCAUGCAUACGUCUUUACCCCAAAUGUGUCUGCCGAGUCGAUCCUGCGCCUUCAUGCUUCCAGAAAGAAUGCCGCACCAAAGGCAACCCAAGACGAGAAUUCAACGGCCCAAGGGUCUGCAGCUGCAAAAAAGAAAAAGGAAGAGAAGGACAAGAAACAAGCAAGAAGGACAUCUGUGCCGCAUAGUGACACCUCGUUAACGAGAAAAAUAUUUGUUCUGGUAACCUCAGGCUGUCUUCUGCAGUAUUCAGGUGACGGCCGCCAUGACCGACUUCCCGAGAAAUUAAUGCGCCUAGGUCCAACAUCAGCAGCUUUUGCCAGUGAUGCCAUUCCCGGAAAGCCAUACGUAAUCCAGGUCUCUCAAAAGUUGUCUGAUGAUGGCAAGCUUCCCGCGGAGAGCGGCCGGGGUUUAUGGUCCAGGUUUGGUAUACAGGGAACCGAUGCACGCCGCAUGGCACGGAAUUUUUUUAUGGUAUUGACGGAACCCGAAGAGAUGAACGCUUGGCUAGUAUCACUGCGAAGGGCCAUUGAAGCCGUGGGAGGAAAAAAUUUCGUCCCAGAAUCACCAUCGGAGGAAAAAUAUGCAGCAACCGAGCAUCCUAUCCAACCGCCCUUGUCCGUACGCAGCUCGAGACAAUUGAGUUUUCGGAAAUCGGCUCUGAUGAAUGAAGGAGUGUCUCGCACGUCUUCUCGAACGUCGAUAGCGCCUUCAGUCAGCAGGAAGAACUCGCAUCAGGAUAUAGCACCAUCAAGCAACCUCGCAAAGGCAUUGAAUCGGCGUUCGAUAACCGCACCCUCGGAUGCUAUAUCCAUUUCUACGACUGCCACCUCUCGGGAUCCUAAUACUAUAUACGAAGAUCCCCGAGAUGCUCCUUUGCCCCCAACGCGGAAGCCAAAUGUCCCUUCCCAACCUUCUUCCGUCAAGCCUUCGCCUGCAAAUUCUCCCGUUCAAUCACUCCCUGCUACCCCUCGCCAACUACGCAAAACCGGCACGUCUAGCACCCGACGCUCAAUGUACGCCUCGCCUCCACAAUCACAACCAGACCGUUCCACAGACGAUCCUGAGUUCAGCCGCCGAUUAUCAUAUGUAGCCAACGCUCCUUCUCCUUCCCAGAGCCCUUCUCCGACUCUUCCGAACUUUAGCGUGCCUUCAUUCAGUUCACGAUUUGCGAUCCCCCGUCGUGGUAGUGAGCCAUCCGUCACGUCUGAAGCAACCGAGUCCAUUCAAGCUUCCUCGAUUGACUCGUCAACUGUGCACCCGAAUGAACUUCGGAAACAACAACUUCCUGGCCUAAAUAUCGACUUAGGAGGAGAGCCCGUUCCCGAACCGGCGAAACGACACUCAUUGAUUGCCGAGACCACUAGAAACAAUACACCAACUCCUAUUUCACCCACCAAAUCUUCCUUUACUAGCGGACCCAGGGGCCUUCCUUUUUUUGCCAGCCCAUCUUUACCUUCUUUACGAUAUGCACGCCAAGUUCAGUCACCGGACAUCUCGCAAAGACCAAGUCAGUUCGGUGAAACUCGAUCACAAUCGCCAGCUGUUACCUCAGCUAUUGCGCAAAGGAGUCGCCCACUUACGAGGCUACCGAAGCCAGGUGAUACAAGUACUCCCACUGCAUUGCCGAGUCUUGCACAGUCUGCUUGGAGUACUGACCGAAGUAAGCGAACGUCUCCGUCCUCUCCCCAUCCGGUCUCCCAACACACCCCAGUGUCGUAUCAGACACGGAGACCUUCCAUCACUGGUUCUGGUGUGCCCCGAGCAGCCGGAUCAGCAAGCAAAAUAUCUGUUCCUUCGGUGUCCAGGUCUCCUCCCUCGGCUCCUCCCACAACUGCUCUCCCGGUCGUCGGUGGAAUAGAUACAACGCUCCACCAAGACAAGCAACAACCCCAAUCCCAACAUCACUCCACACGCCGCUUUUCCUUUUUACCUCAAAACCAGCAAUACCCAAUCCAGCAACAAACCUCGCCACGAAAAAAGAGUACACAGAAUUUAUCCCUGCUGCCUCCUGCUCCUCCACCCGAUUGUCCACUGCCCGAAAUUCCAUCUAGCGUUCCCCCCCGAGCCCUGCCUUCAUGGCGAAAGCAUUCCAUCCCACCACGUGCAUCGUCCCUAUUACCAGCUCCCAACAUGGAAGCCUCGCGCAAGCAAAGCAUCGCCUCCCUCUCCUCAACCUCCUCGACUAUCCCCACCGCCAGUCCUGAAAUGCGUCAAGUAGGCUUUACUGUGAGGCGGCAGAAUGCAAUGUCUCCGAUUCCUACAGCAAACAUGACUUCGACGACAUCGUCAGCUGUACCGAUCCAAACUCCAUCAUCAUCAACAACAACAACCCGUCAUGAUCCAUACGGCCUGUGAGUAUAUCAUGCAAAUGACUAUACGUAAACCCCCCCUGGCCCUGUUCAUGGGGUCUUGCAAAAGUUUCUUCUUUCUUUCUUGCCCUUGUAUAUAUUACCAUAGGGAAUUCCCAUAUAGAUGACACCGGAUGCAUGGAUUCUUAUCAUUCUAGCUUGUCUUAUUUUUGUAUUGUAUUGUCACUUUUUUCGUGGUUGAACUGUCCGCGUAUAGAAAAUGGCGACGGACCUUUUUGGCUUUUUGUAUCGUUCAAUCGAAUCAUAUUGAUGGGCGAAAUCACCAGCAUUCGUUGGGAAACAUGGCAUUUGAAUCUUUCAUUGCAAGGGCAUAUUGACACAUCUCACACAUCGAUCAAAUUUGAUCAGUGGUCAAUAAUGGGCUGGUUGGCGAUCAAAUUAGCAUAUUCACCGUUUAGCAUUUGGAUUUAUGUAUAUUAGAUACCAGAAUUAACAUGUACUUUUUUUGAGUUCAUA